Messenger RNA from Pseudozyma flocculosa PF-1, 1017 nucleotides. RefSeq lists its product as uncharacterized. The record is from RefSeq and is a predicted model, not a curated record. NCBI's taxonomy places the organism in Eukaryota, Fungi, Basidiomycota, Ustilaginomycetes, Ustilaginales, Ustilaginaceae. Bases 1 to 1017 code for a protein of 338 amino acids. The transcript has 2 exons.
AUGGCGACCGCCAAGAGGAACGCAGUGGCGCCGCCGCCUGGACCGCCCACGAUGCCGCGGGUGCAGCCGCCCAUCGACCACCUCCAGAUCCUGCUGCAGCGCUUCGAGUCGCUCAUCUCUUCCAUAGUCACGCUGAGAGAAGAGACUCAGAUGAUACCCGGCAUCGACGAAUGGCCCUCGCUGCUCAACCGGUACUCCAACCUCCUCUCGCACGCCUACUCGAUCAAUGCGUCCCUCCUUUCUGCAUCGCCGCACUUUUUGUCGUCGCAGCUGAUCGCCUUCAACAAGGUGCUCGAGGCCGAGGCCCGCAGUGCCAACCUCUACGCCGGCGUCGAGGAGAGCACCUCGGCCCUCUUUGGCGGCCUGCUCGGCGGGCGGAGCGGCGCUGCGGGAGGCGUUGAAGGCGACGACGACGUCAAGGCCACCGCCGACGGCCUGCCGGAACUCAGCUACCGCGACGCCAAGAACCAGCUGCCCUCGUUGGUGGCCCACCCGCUGCUGCCCAUCGCAGAGGAGAACCUCAACUUCCUCGGAGCCCUUCUGCGCACGGCCCCGGAGCCGCAGAUCCUCGAACAGGAGCUGCAGCUGGUCCGCGAGUACGACGAGCAGGCUGCCGAAAAGCAGAGGCUCGAGGCCGAGGCCAACCCGGGUGUCCCCAGCCUGUCAGAGGCUGAGCAGCUCGACGAGGACAUUGCGCAGCACGACGUCCUGGCACUCCGUGCGCUGCGCAUGUGGUAUCACAUCCAGCAGGCGCCCGACGAGGACGGCAACGUCUUCAACCCGCGCGAUCGAUUGCCGCGUGAGGAAGACGAGCUGGAGAACGAGGAGGACGAGGACGACGACGACGGCGACGAAGAAAUGGGCGUGGGUGGUGCGACCGCCGCGGGACAAGCAGAAGACACGCCGGCCGAGAGGCGGAGGAGACUGCAGCGCCGCAAGGAGGCAGAGCGCAACACAUGGACGGCCGACAGCGUGGCUGCCUUCCUCCAUGGCAAGCUGCCGGCCACGCAGCCUUGA